AUGUCUCUACCGACCACUUUCAAGGCUGCCACCGUGGCUGGCAAGGGAGAAAAUCACAUCACAUCAGAACGAUCCCUGUCACCGCUCAAGUCGGGCGAGGUCGCCAUCAAGAUCACAGCGACCGCAAUUAACCCCGUCGAUUGGAAGAUCCGCGACUAUGGAGUCUUUAUCCAAGAAUGGCCCACCGUUCUAGGCUCCGAUGCCGCUGGCGAGGUUGUCGCCCUUGGCCCAGAUACAUCCCGCGUGUCGGUCGGCGAUCGCGUGUUUUUCCAGGGAAUCAUUGGCAACAUUGAGUCGACCACGUUUCAGCAAUAUUGCAAGAUGCCAGAGGCUUUGUUGGCCAAGACCCCAAGCAAUAUUUCGGAUGAGCAGGCUGCUGGUAUUCAGUUGACCACUAUCGCUGCUGUUACCGCUUUUUACGAUAAAACUGGCCGAGGACUGCCAGCGCCGUGGGAUGAGGGUGGUGAUUCUGUCGGCAAGGGCAAGGCUAUUGUCAUUCUCGGCGGCAGCUCUUCAGUUGGACAAUAUGCCGUUCAACUUGCCCGUCUAUCAGGCUUUGAGCGUAUCGUUACAAACGCCAGUUCCGCACACCACGAAUACCUUAAAACUCUGGGCGCCCACGCAGUUCUGGACCGCACAAACACCUCCCUGGAAGACUAUGUCAGCACCAUCGGAGACUAUCCACUAGAAUUCGUCUUUGAUACAAUCGGCGCCCGAGUUACGCAAAAGCUAGGAGUCAAGAUUAUCCAGUCCCUCAAGGUCGAGGGCAGCAGGGUCGCCACUGUUAGCCAGGCAGACAGCGAAGCAAAGGAACUAGGCGAGACGAAGGAGCCCAAGGUUGUCGUGCAAGGUGUCGUGGGCUUUGGCAGCGCUCCGCACUUGAGAUAUCUGAGUGAGCCUCUUGCUGAGCACCUUGGUGGAGAAGAGGGAUGGAUUUCAAAGGGCCUGUUUACUCCGAACCGUGUGACGGUUGUUCCUGGUGGACUGGAUAAUAUUGAGGAGGCGCUUGCAAAGAACAAGCGGGGUGUUUCUGGCGAAAAGGUCGUUAUUCGACCAUGGGACGAAUAG
Molecule: messenger RNA, 1068 nt
Organism: Fusarium vanettenii 77-13-4
Lineage: Eukaryota; Fungi; Ascomycota; Sordariomycetes; Hypocreales; Nectriaceae
Exons: 1
Coding region: 1-1068 (355 amino acids)
Molecular function (GO): oxidoreductase activity, acting on NAD(P)H
Source: RefSeq, a predicted model, not a curated record